CUUAUCUGAAUUGAUCAGACAUUUAUCUCUGAAUAGUUAAGCAAUAUACUAGUUCUUAAUGGUUCAAACCUUUUACUGGUUCAGCACUUAAUGGUUCAGGCCUCUUAUUGGUUCAGAACUUGCCUAUUUUUCACGACUAACUACUAAGAGAGUUGGAUUCUUUAGUUAAUACGGAAGAGAGUUUGAGAUACCCCACCACAAGGAAGAGAGCUGGAUUAGUUAAUACGGAAGAGAAUAGGAGAAGGAGAUAACACUGGAAGAGAUGAUAGGCAUUUCAACGUUUUCUCAAUCUCAAAAAUGGUAUCCGACGCCUAUGAAUGUCGCCACAAGUCUCAGGAAAGUUCCUCUUCAACUGGCCAUCAUCAAACCUAAUCCACCGUCAAGAAAACAGAAGAAGAGGAAACCGCCGAUUUGUUGCCUCGCUUUGAGAUCCGGCGAGCUGAAGCCGUUGGUGGUGGUUGGAUCGGCCAAUGCAGACAUCUACGUAGAGAUCGACAGGCUGCCGCAAGAAGGGGAGACCAUAUCAGCCAAGAGCGGCCAGACCAUGGCCGGGGGGAAGGGGGCGAACCAGGCCGCUUGCGGGGGGAAAUUAGGGCACCCGACCUACUUUAUGGGGCAGGUGGGCGAGGAUGCUCACGGGAAGUUGAUCUCCGAGGCACUUGAGAGUGGCGGCGUGCUGCUAGACCGCCUCCGGGUUGUGGCGGAUGCACCCACUGGCCACGCGGUGGUGAUGCUCCAAGGCAAUGGUCAGAACUCGAUCAUCAUUGUUGGGGGUACCAACAUGUCUUGCUGGCCGGAGGUUUUGGCGGAUGAGGACUUGGAAGUGGUGAGGAAUGCUGGUAUUCUUCUGCUCCAGAGGGAAAUUCCUGAUUCUGUCAACAUUCAAGUUGCAAAGGCUGCUAGGAGUGCACGGGUUCCAAUUAUUCUGGAUGCUGGUGGUGUGGAUGCUCCAAUCCCUUCAGAGCUUCUACGUGUGGUUGACGUUUUCAGCCCAAAUGAGACUGAACUUGCUCGGUUAACCGAAAUGCCAACUGAAAAUUUUGAACAAAUCAGGCAUGCUGUGCAAAAAUGCCACAACUUGGGUGUUAAUCAAGUUCUUGUGAAACUCGGGGACAAAGGAUCUGCUCUGUUUUGUAAAGGGGAGGAGGAACCAAUUAGACAGCCCAUCGUCAAGGCUGAGAAAGUCGUUGACACAACUGGUGCCGGGGACACUUUUACCGCUGCUUUUGCAGUUGCCCUUGUGGAAGGUAAAUCCAAAAAGGAAAGCCUCGCUUUUGCAGCUGCCGCAGCAUCUCUCUGCGUUCAAGUCAAGGGAGCCAUUCCAAGCAUGCCUGAGAGGAGAAGAGUUUUGAAUCUUCUGCACUCUCUUCACACACAAGCACCAUAAUUACAUGAAGAGCAGCUAGCUACCAAGUGCCAACACUUUUGAUGCCAUUCUUCUUGCAGAUGAUUAGAAUUUGUUUUUCUUUAAAAGGAGCUGAUUGGAACAGUUUAUUUAUAUACGGAGUAAUAAUAAUUUAUUUGAGUUUUUACAAUUCUUUUAGUCAAUAUUAGAGAUCUAAAUAUAGUUGUGAAUAAAUAAGCGUCCAAGGG
Molecule: messenger RNA, 1593 nt
Organism: Cuscuta campestris
Lineage: Eukaryota; Viridiplantae; Streptophyta; Magnoliopsida; Solanales; Convolvulaceae
Source: the annotation of a GenBank genome assembly